ACCACCAACAUUUGCGGCAGCGAACAUUGUUAGGUCGCUUUAGUUAUUUUUUAUAUUCUUCUCUCAGUUAAACCCUGAUUAUUACGCGCACUGAUCAUCCUGCUCUCCAAAGCCCAGAAGAUGCCCAAAUCUCCACCGUGCGCGUCCCCAUGGUCCUCCAUGUGGCUGGCAUCUUUGGCUACUUUGAUGGUGCAGUCGGUGCUCUCUUCCUCCUACUCGUCUUCCUCCUCCUCCUCCUCCUCAUACCAGAGAGCUGCAGCCGGUGGGAAGCGACCGGGCUUCAUGGAGAGGACGCUGGUUCUUCUGGAUGUCAACACCCGCAGUCCGAUUAGAGUCCUCAACGACAACUUCCUUUCUUUGCAGCUGGAUCCCUCGAUCAUCAAGGACGGGUGGCUGGACUUUCUGAGCUCCAAGCGGCUCGUGACCCUGGCGCGCGGCCUCUCCCCUGCCUUUCUGCGUUUCGGUGGAAAGCGGACAGACUUCCUGCAGUUCAACAACCAGAAGAACCUCGCUAAGUUCAGAGGCCCGGGACCGGACUAUUACCUGAAGAACUACGAGGACGAUAUAGUGCGCAGUGACAUUGCACUGGACAAGCAGAAGGGCUGCAAACUGGCCAGCCAUCCUGACAUAAUGCUGGAGCUGCAGAGGGAGAAGGCGGCCACCACACAGCCUGUCCUGCUGAAAGAGCAACUGAGCAACAUCUACAGCAAUAUAACAAUAACAGCCAGGUCUUUAGACAAACUGUACAACUUUGCCGACUGCGCUGGACUGCACCUGAUCUUUGGGCUUAAUGCGCUGCACAGGAACCCAGACAACUCCUGGAACACGUCCUCCACCCUGAGCCUCCUGAAGUACAGCGCUGGCAAAAAGUACAAUAUCUCGUGGGAGUUGGGCAACGAGCCUAAUGCCUACCGCAGCAUGGUGGGUCGGGCGGUCAACAGCACCCAGCUGGCUCAGGACUACGCAAAGCUGCGGACCCUGCUGCAGUCUGUGCGCUACUACCACCGUGCUCAACUCUACGGCCCCAACGCAGGACGUCCCCGGAAAAACGCCAUCUUGCUGCUGGAUGGGUUCAUGAAGAAUGCUGGCUCUGUUGUUGAUGCAGUUACGUGGCAACAUUAUUACAUGGAUGGCAGAGUGAACAAAGCAGAAGACUUCCUAAAAACUCGUCUGUUGGACACACUGACCGAGCAGAUAACUAAAGUCACCAAGGUGGUGAACACACACACUCUUGGUAAGAAGGUGUGGCUUGGUGGACUGGGGCCGGCGUGGGCUGGAGGCAGCAGUAAUCUCUCUGACACUUAUGCUGCUGGCUUUCUGUGGGUGAACACAUUGGGCAUGGCUGCUGUACAGGGGAUAGAUGUCGUGUUGCGUCACUCCUUCUUCGACUAUGGAUACACGCACCUUGUGGAUCAGCACUUUAACCCUUUACCUGAUUACUGGUUUUCUCUAGUGUUCAAGCAUCUGGUCGGUCCGAGAGUUUUAGCGGUGCGGGUGGCUGGACUACAGAGGAAGCCACAGCCGGGACGAGUGAUACGAGACAAGCUGCGAAUCUACGCCCACUGUACCAGCUACUACAAUCAUAACUACGUGAGAGGCUCCAUAACAAUCUACAUCAUCAAUCUGCAUCGGUCGCGAAAGAAAAUCAAGCUGGCGGGAACAUUACGGAACAAAACUGUCCAUCAGUACCUGCUGCAGUCUUACGGCACUGACGGACUCAGAGCUAAAUAUGUCCAGCUGAACGGGGAGAAGCUGCUAAUGUCGGACAAUGAGACAUUCCCAGAGUUAAAGCCUAAAACGCUGAGGGCUGGACGGACCAUAACUUUGCCCCCCACAAGCAUAGGCUUUUAUGUCAUCAAAAAUAUCAACGCAUACGCCUGUCGGAGAUAACACCAACCCCUGAUGAUGCUCAGAGGUCAAUUAAACCGCUGAGCCUCGACUAAGAGGCUCUUCUUAUUUAGUUUUUUUUUGCCUCUUAUGUUUAGGGAAACAGAAGGAGGUCAGAAUUAGGAGUGGGGUUGUUUUGUGUUUGGCUCAAGGACACCGACAGCACAGUGGACACAUGGCUUGAAUACAGCACAAUCCUCUGGUUUAACAACAGCUUCUUCAACCGUUACUUUUUUUUAUUGGUAACAUUUCUGUCAGAGAUUAACAUGAACCCAUUCCUUCCCGUGUUUCUUCUCUUCUCUGGUCCAGUGAAAGGAAAAAAAGAAUAAGAAUUGCCCAAGACACACAACACGGGCUGCACUGAACACUUUUCUCUUGUUUUCACCAGCAAUUCCUCAGCUACACGACAGCAUGUAGAGACAGUGGUUAUCAUUUUGUGCCUUUGUUUGAAGUUUGUGUUUUGGGAGUGUCUUUUUGUAAAGUGUUCACAAGAUGUUCUUUGAGUUGAUUAAGCUAUAUUUUUUUUCCACUCAUUGUCAAAUCUAUGGUUUCUUUUUUAUCCGUGUCUGCCGAGAGUUUUUCUUUUCCU
This is a messenger RNA of Solea senegalensis (Senegalese sole), 2476 nucleotides long. RefSeq names its product heparanase 2 (gene hpse2). The transcript is spliced from 12 exons. Gene Ontology annotation, cellular component: extracellular matrix; membrane. NCBI's taxonomy places the organism in Eukaryota, Metazoa, Chordata, Actinopteri, Pleuronectiformes, Soleidae. The record is from RefSeq and is a predicted model, not a curated record. Gene Ontology annotation, molecular function: hydrolase activity, acting on glycosyl bonds. The coding region runs from base 121 to 1890 and encodes 589 amino acids.